Messenger RNA from Bolinopsis microptera, 3861 nucleotides. RefSeq lists its product as uncharacterized. Gene Ontology annotation, molecular function: lipid carrier activity. The record is from RefSeq and is a predicted model, not a curated record. The transcript has 30 exons. Gene Ontology annotation, biological process: lipid transport. Lineage: Eukaryota; Metazoa; Ctenophora; Tentaculata; Lobata; Bolinopsidae. Bases 47 to 3103 code for a protein of 1018 amino acids.
AAUAAUUUUAGAAUGAGAUGAGAUAGUGAUUGAACAAUCUGGACAAAUGUUAUACCUUAUCACUCUUCUUUUAGCAGCAGGUGCAGUGUGGACAUGGGACUGUGAGUAUGAACUUGGGAAGGUCUACCAGUACCACUAUACUAGUGAACUCAUCAACACAGUUCCUGACAAACAAUCUGCUCCAUCAACUAACCAUGGUAUUAUACUCAGUGGAGUAGUAACUCUAAUUCCUCUUGCUAUGCAGACUGACAUGUUCUACAUUGAGGUAUACAUAGAGUCAAUACAACAGCAGAAUAUAGACACACUUUACAGCCAUGUGCUGGACCACUCCAAGUUUGCGGCUCUCUUCCUGGUUUCUUCUGACACUUUCAGAAUACCCAGAGAUCAAACUGGAUACGAGUCUAACGUGUUACGAGCAGUUAUCAGUGCUCUGAAGAUAAAAAGUUGUCAACAAACCGGUGUCUACACUGCCGACGAGGUGACAGUAGCUGGACGACACACCUCCACUUAUGAGAGUAACAGAGUAGACACUCUCAUGUUUGAUGGUCACAUUCUCUACCCAAGUGAAGAUUCAAUAGAUGAUUGGUAUGCUGAGUCUACUAACAAUAUUGAUGUGAUAAGACGUGUGGAGAAUAUCAACAUUGCUGAGUUUACUGGUUCUACCACACACCAACACAAGCAGUACCUCGGCGACAUGAUGACAAAGGGAACGACUGUCGAGUACAGUUAUCUUAUCGGGUCCCUGAACAUUGUACAGAAUUGUGUGUUUUACGAGAAGUACAGUCCCAAACACAUGACAGGUUACGCUACCACCACUGAAGUGUCAAUAAGGACAUCGCUAAAUCUGGUGGCCUCAACAAUCGAUCCUGACAGUACUUAUCAGUUUUCAAACAGGGAACUAAUCGAACUCAAACUUCAUGGAAAAGAUUUGAAACAAGUCAGCUUGGUGAUGGAAUUUAUUGAGCCAGAUCUCCGCCCGUCUCUUAAUUUUGAAGAGUCAGGGGAAACUCUCAGAGAGUUAAUACUUAACGGGUACGACAGUACUUCAACAGAGAUCCUAAAAACGUGGCUUUAUUUUAUUCGUAAUAUUUAUGUUGGGGUUGGAUCAGACGAAGGAAGACAAGAAUUUGCUCGAGUGAGGGACGUGAAGUUACUCCCAUGGUUUAUCGACGCAGCAAACGUAAACGGAACAGCUCAACUCCACUUACUGGCUCACAACUCAAUUAAAUCACUGAGAGCCCUGAAACUUACCGAACGGUUUAUCGGUUCCAAACAGUUCACCACCGAGCCCCCUACCAGGAUGCUGAAGUGGUUAUUGAAAACAUGCGAGAUUGAUAGGUAUGAAAAGUCGUGUGCCCUGGCUGUCGCGUCAUCAGCUACCAGCACCUAUCUUGCUCAGAACGGCAGAAGUAACAUUGUUACCGAUAUAUUUGAGUUCCUGACGACACACAUAACGAACAGUGUCGAGUUAGAGGAGAAGGUAUUCUAUGUAACGACUCUCGGAAACAUGAAACUACCUGAGGCUACCAGAUACUUACUGGACUUGGCACUUGAUGAUAAGACACCAGAAGUGAGAAAAGCAGCUGUAGAGACUCUACAUUUCCACAGUCCCAGCGAAGUUACUUUCGAGGACAGAUUAGGACUCCUGGACAAAGCCCUGGAAGAAGAUAACUACGGAGCUCCAGCCCUUCAUUACGUGCUCUCCUCCUCCCCUCACCACACUCUCCACCAACUCAUACAGUACACAUCAUCUCGUAUCUGCAGCGAACAAACCCACCAUCUCUCUAGAUUCUUCCUGAAAACUCUCGGCUCACUCAGCGACUCUAGGACUGAUUCCGUCAGGGCCAACAUUGUACGAGAUGAGUUGAUUAGACUAAGAUCUGACACAACAUGUAGACUCUGCGCUGACUUGUCCGCUGAAUCAGAGUAUGAUAGCAUCGCACGUGACUAUAUAUUUGGAAGCGCCAUCUCGGGAGCAGAAUUAGAGUUUGAGAGGUUUGGUGGAAAUGGUAUCAGUGGUGGUUCUACUAAAUUGUCUCUAAAGUUUCUAGAGGCUUUUGGUCUUAAUACCGACAUUGUGCAGACAUCUUUGGACCUACCGACAGUUGAAAACUUCUUAAACGAUCUGGAGCAAGGUCAACUCAACAUUGCAGUGAACGGACAACGGAUAAAAUCUACUCCCUUUAAGAUUGGAGAUAUAGAAGAGGUAGACACGAAUAUUCUGUUAUCUGAUAUCACUGUUCUUAUCCCCACUCUGUCUGGUCUUCCUUUAUCUUACUCAGUCGGAGGAAGUUUAAGAACGACGAGUGCUGUGAGAUCUGAUCAGUUCCCUAAAAUAACAUUAGAUAAUGAUGUGGGCAUUUACCUAGAGACAGGUUUCAAGUUAUCCGGAGCUGGACUCGGCUGGGCCACUAAAACAGAGUUCCAUACUGAGUACCAGGACGUACUUGAGUUCAAGGAUGACAUAUCCAAUAAACACACAAUCGUUGAAAAUCUAUCUUUUAAAACUGAUUCCACCCUACCCAGUGAGUGGUCCUCAGUAGCUGACAUUGCCCACUUCUUCAAACCCAUGGUCUUUCUUAACUCGAGUUUCCUUACUACCCCUGAUCUGGAGUCAACUAGUGAUGCGCCCUUGUGUGAGACGAUAGAAGAGGAGAUGUUAAGUGUAACAUUCGAGAAUAACAAAAUCCACUCAUUUGACCCCAAGAGUUUCCUGGGAAGGUGGAUUAUUGAAGAAAAUUUCUCCAAUAUUGACCAAAACCAUGUCUACGAGCUAUCUCAGUUUGAUUGUCGCAAAAAACGACCGUUUGAGGGUCUAGUUAUUACAGAUGAGGAACACAGCACUUAUACAGUCCAAGUCCAGUCGCUUCACGGAGUGUUGUCUGUGGGAAACCACGAGAGAGUAGAGUCAUUAGGAGACUCAACUCAAAGGAACCUCCGUCUCACUGGGUCACGUGACGACCUCAUGUUAGUUCUCGAGAACCUGACUUACUUCACGCCGUCUGAUUAUUCCGGACCAGAGCUGAUAACUUUAUCUGUGGAGCAAGACGGGGUUCCUGUUACCGUCAGUCUUAUCCUCUACGUUACUGGCACUUGCUUGUAGAAACUUGCUUGUUGGCUCUUGCUUGUAGAUACUUGCUAGUAGGCUCUUGCUGGUAGGAUAUUUCUUGAAGACACUUGCUUGCAGAAAGCUGGGCGUGCUUGAAACUAUCCUUUAAACAAAACUUGUUUGUACUGUCUAGUGCGUGGGAAUAGCUUAUUUAAAAAUUGUUUAAUUUAUGAUCUGGAAAUCGCCUGUAAUUAAAUUCUGUAAUUUGAUAUUUUCAUAAACCCACUCUGGCACUUUCCUACAAUUACCAUAAUUCGGGAAUCACGAGAUUGAGAUUUGCACUUUUUAUAUCAAAUAUUUGAGCAACAUUUAAAAUCACCCAACAUAGAAUAAUGCAUUGACAUGGUGAUGGACAAUCUGAAUUUAUUUUUAAAUUUGAUACUUUUUAACAAUAAUUUAUACCAACUCUUACGUUUUCUAGCGAUUACAUACUGAUUAUACAAGCGAUCUCUUAAACUUAAAAGUUAAAUUCAAUCAAGGUACAAAUUGUAUGACCCGGGUUCUGGGUUUUAUUAUGAAAAUUAUAUCCGAUAAAACAGUGAUAACGAGCGUUACUUAAUGGAAAUGCUAUUGGUAUGAGCAUGUAGAUUUACUUUGAAGUUUCUUUUGGAUUUCCGAUUUUGUAAAUUUUUAUCAUGAGUCUUUGUUCAAUGUACAGAUCAUAAACUAAAAUCAUUGUUUGCCAUGAUCAUAUGUAUUAAUAAUAUACAUAAUAACAUAUUACAAUAAUACUAUUAUGUAUUCACCUUUUA